Molecule: messenger RNA, 794 nt
Organism: Mauremys reevesii (Reeves's turtle)
Lineage: Eukaryota; Metazoa; Chordata; Testudines; Geoemydidae
Gene: CKS2
Product: CDC28 protein kinase regulatory subunit 2
Exons: 3
Coding region: 101-340 (79 amino acids)
Biological process (GO): regulation of mitotic cell cycle
Cellular component (GO): SCF ubiquitin ligase complex; cyclin-dependent protein kinase holoenzyme complex
Molecular function (GO): histone binding; protein kinase binding; ubiquitin binding
Source: RefSeq, a predicted model, not a curated record
AUUCAAAUUGAGUGGAAAGCUGAAGAGGUCAGUUGAUGAGCGGGCGCUGCCUCAGGGUGAGGAACGCGAGUUGGGUCCUGCUGGUGUAGCUGCCUCCGCCAUGGCCCACAAGCAGAUCUACUACUCCGACAAGUACUUCGACGAGCACUACGAGUAUCGACAUGUGAUGUUACCCAGAGAGCUUUCAAAGCAAGUACCAAAAACCCAUCUAAUGUCUGAAGAGGAAUGGAGAAGACUUGGUGUCCAGCAAAGUCUUGGCUGGGUCCAUUACAUGAUCCAUGAGCCAGAACCACACAUCCUUCUCUUUAGACGACCUCUUCCGAAAGACCAACAAAAAUGAACUUUUUUUCUGGAAAACUUCUAUUAAAUCUUCUGGAACUUUAUGUAUAUGAGUGUAUAUAUGUUGGUAGUAUUCAGUGAAUACUUGAAAAAAAUGUACAAAACAUACAUCCGUAUCUGUGCAUGAGCUGUAUUAUUCACAGCAACAGAGCUCAGUCAAAUGCAAUUCCAAGUAGGCUGCUAUGGUGUCUAAAGAAUAAAAACCUAUUCCUUUACUGUAAUAUAAAUGCCUAUUUGACUACUUAUUAAAUUUUGUUUAAUAAAGUGUUCAUGUUGCAUGUGUAUGUCCUGACUAUAGACUUUCACUUAUUACAUGAUCUUUUCUUUAGAAACUUAGUUUCAAUACUGAGCAGCUCUGUACAGCAUUGUAAUUACAAAUGUUUGACUAGUUCGAAGCCCGUGGCUUCCCAACUUCACAAUGGAUCUGAAGAAAUAAACACUGACUCUCAAUUUUA